Messenger RNA from Erigeron canadensis, 1368 nucleotides. Its product is annotated as transmembrane protein 53-A-like. The transcript has 4 exons. Bases 1 to 1224 code for a protein of 407 amino acids. NCBI's taxonomy places the organism in Eukaryota, Viridiplantae, Streptophyta, Magnoliopsida, Asterales, Asteraceae. The record is from RefSeq and is a predicted model, not a curated record.
AUGGAGUUCACACUUAGCAAAUCACUUGUAAAAUCCACCAAUAAUUAUCGCUACUUCUUCAACACAUUCUUCAUUUUUCCAAAAUCAAAUAAUAAUACACUCAUCAUAAGAAAAAACUCAUCAAACUUAACUUUCACUAGUCACACUCCUCAAAUAACAUGCACUUUUAAACUCUCAAACCCAACCUCAUUUUUUCGCUUUAACUUCCCAAACUUAAAACCAAUACUGCCAUCAUUCAAUUUCAACCCAUUCUCAAAAAUAACCGCUUCACUUGACCACAUUGCUGAAGUUUUCGUUGGAAACGACAAAAACCCGAUCGAAUGGCACUUAACGUCUAGUGACACAGAGUUGGGAUACGGGUCUAAUGACAAAAAACUGGUUGUAGUGUUGUUGGGUUGGUUAGGAUGUGAUCAUGAGAUACAAUUGAGACAGUAUGCUGACCUGUAUAAUAUGCUUGGUGUUAAUGCUGUCACCUUUGCUACUUCGGUCAACGAUGUCUUAGAUUUCGUGCCACGGGUGGAUAAUGUGAAGGCCAGACUUGAAGUUUUGGUUGAUGAGAUGGUGGAGUGGAUGCAGUACCAGAAUGAGGAGGAAUGUUUUUUGGUCUUUCAUACGUUUAGUAACAUCGGCUGGCUUGCCUAUGGUGCACUAUUGAACAUAUUGCAAGGUAAAGAAGAGAUACUUAACAAGAUCAAAGGAUGUGUUGUUGAUUCUGGAGGUGUCCCCGAGUUUGAUCCCAAGAUAUGGGCAGCUGAAAUCACGACGACCGUGCUUACCAUGUUUGCUGAAUCCGGGAAGAAACAAAAUGGAAAUGAUGAGGAGUUAAUGUUAUUUGAGGCCGAGUCAGCCUCACAAUUUGAAGAGAUUAUCACACAGGCUCUUGAAUCCCCAGAUGGAGAUUUUGAUUCAAUACUCAGGAGGCUGACAGAAGUAACAUCCACUCUCUCAGAGAACCAGCCAAGUCAUCCACAGCUUUAUCUCUACAGUACAGCGGAUAAGGUCAUUCCAUUCCAAAAAAUAGAAUCUUUUGCCGAACACCAAAAGAAACUUGGAAAAAAAGUAACGACAUUUAACUUCGAAUCUAGCCCACAUUUAGAUCAUUACCGAGCAUUCCCAGAUAUGUACCGAUCUCUCAUUCAAAAUUUCUUGAAAGAUUGUGUUGCUGUUGAGGGAAGACAAUUGUACAAGUUGCUCAUGUUGAAAGCCGCAAACUGGUUUUCUUAAUUAUGCAUUCUCUUUGUGUAACAGAAUACAACUAAGUAACCAUGCUAGAGUACAUUGUACACUGCAGGAACGAAACUCGAAAGUUAUGUUAUAUAGUUCAUUCAGAAUUGAGUCUGGGAAUUGUAACCUGUUAUACUCAAUAUA